ACGUCGUCGAUUUGACAGGUCAGGUCAGAGUCCAACUUUUAUGAAGUUUAUAGCAACUUUUAGGGCAUUAUUAUAGUAUUUUUAGUUACUUUACAUCGUUCCAGAGUCAUCCCAAGUUAGCUGUGAUAUCCCGUAGGAGUCCACUCAGCCAUGGCAUCCCACAUAGCGAAAACUUUGUUGAAAACUUCACAUGCCAGCUCGACGAUCAAAUUUGAUACUGCCAGGCGUGCCCUGAGUGUUGGAGCAGCGUUACAGCAAAAGAAGACUCUCAAAGACCGCACGGGCAAAAAUGUUGUGCUUGUGGAUGGCGUCCGCACCCCCUUCCUCGUCUCCUUCACCGACUACUCCAAGAUGAUGCCCCAUGAGCUUGCAAGACAUGCCCUCUUGGGUCUCUUGCAAAAGACCGGCAUAGACAAGGAGUUGAUUGACUACAUCAUCUACGGCACGGUCAUCCAGGAGGUGAAGACAUCCAACAUUGGCCGCGAGGCGGCGCUAGCGGCAGGCUUCAGCGACCGCACGCCCGCCCACACCGUCACCAUGGCCUGUAUCUCCUCCAACCAGGCUAUCACUACUGGUAUCGGUAUGAUCGCGGCCGGCGCCUAUGACAUCAUCGUCGCCGGCGGCGUCGAGUUCAUGUCGGACGUGCCCAUCCGGCACUCGCGCAAGAUGCGCUCCCUGCUGCUGCGCGUCAACCGGGCCAAGACCCCCGCGCAGCGCCUGUCGCUGCUCGCCUCCAUCCGGCCGGACUUCUUCGCGCCCGAGCUCCCCGCCGUGGCCGAGUUCUCGUCCGGAGAGACCAUGGGUCACAGCGCGGACCGGCUGGCGGCCGCAUUCGGCGCCACCCGCCAGGAGCAAGACGACUACGCCCUGCGGUCCCACAAGGCCGCCGCCGACGCGCAGGCCAAGGGAUACUUCACCGAUCUCAUCCCUGUGAAGGUGGACGGUAAGGACGGCCUGGUAGACAAGGACAACGGUAUCCGCGUGUCCACUCCCGAGCAGCUCGCCAAGCUGAAGCCGGCCUUCAUCAAGCCGCACGGCACCGUCACCGCCGCCAACGCCUCCUUCCUGACUGACGGCGCCUCGGCGUGCCUGGUGAUGCCGGAGGCCAAGGCCAAGGAGCUCGGCUUUAAGCCCAAGGCUUAUCUGAGGGACUUCACUUACGUCGCUCAGGAUCCCGUGGACCAGCUGCUCCUGGGGCCCGCGUACGGCAUCCCCAAGAUCCUGGAAAAAGCCGGCCUCACCAUGAAGGACGUAGACUCCUGGGAGAUCCACGAGGCAUUCGCUGGUCAAAUCUUGGCCAACUUGAAGGCGAUGGACUCUGACUGGUUCGGUCAGACCUAUCUGAAGAGGCAGGGCAAGGUGGGCUCGCCUGACAUGUCCAAGUGGAACAGCUGGGGAGGCUCUCUGUCCAUCGGACACCCCUUCGCUGCCACCGGUGUCCGCUUGGCGAUGCACACAGCCAACCGGCUGGUGCGCGAGGACGGGCAGAUCGGCGUCAUCAGCGCGUGCGCCGCCGGCGGCCAGGGCGUCGCCAUGAUCCUCGAGAGGCACCCCGACGCCACCGCCGACUAGGCGACCCCACUCCGCGCCACACGCAGCGUCACAUUGCACCAACAUGGGCCCGUUUAUCAAAAGCAUGGUAUAAUAAUAUACUCCGCCUGGUGCUCUCUUCCGACCACGUGACUGACACAAGCCUACGUCAAUAUAUAAAGUGGCAAUGUUAUUGUGACGUAGGCUUGUGUCACUCUGGGAAGAGAAGACCAUGUUUUAUUAGUAUUAGACUAUGCAUUGUAAUACAAGUGGAAGUCCCUUUCUAACAAAAGCUGUCAAAAAGUGGCAUCCGCUUGUAUUACUAGUUACAAGCUUUUGAGAAACGUGUCCCAGGUCUAUUCACAAGAACUGCCGCGAAUGGAACGAAUCAGUGAAUGAAAAUAUCUGUACGUAUCACGUUAACCAAUAAAAUGGCGGCUCUGACUGUAUACCGAUACGUGUCACUCGCACAAUGAAAGUUUCGUUCAUUCCAUUCGUGAAAGGAUCUGUACGUGACGCUGUACGACGCGUCCAGAGGACUGACAACUGUUGCGAUUACAAAUAUGUAGGCUGAAAAUAACCAUGUUGUGAAACAACGGGAAAACUGCGGUUGAUAUACAAAUAUGGUAUCACCAAGUAUCACUACAAUGUCUAAUAGAAGACUUAGUUUAGCAAAAAGGAUACAUCCUCAAAACUUUGGUAUUUAAAUGAAUGACUGGGUUAUUCGCGGACGGUCUAGAACGCAAAAUGACUAGUGUAACAUUUUGCCUAUAUCGCUCUUAGUCUACAUCGCGAACGGUCCAGUACGCAAAAUGCCUACAUCAUUUUCCGUCGUUUUAUCUUUACGUUAGCGAUGUCGACGGAGCCCCGCUGCCGCGGGGCUCCUAUUCUGUGCGGUUUGGCCUUCGGCCAUUUGAAGAUAACUAACGAACCUAACCUACCUGUGAGAUAUAAAAAAGUGGUCAUUUUGCGUUCUAGAGUCUAGAACGCAAAAUGACAAUCUAGACCGUUCGCGAUGUAGACUAAAAGCGAUAUAGGCACAAUGUUACACUAGUCAUUUUGCGUUAUGUACGUUAUGACAGACAGUUAAAAUUUAAUUGAUAAACUUUUAUGGGUUGGAUCGUUUUCCCUAAAUUAUGUCUAAUUAUUAUGAUACGUUAUGAACUGUUAGAAAUGAACGAAGGUCACGUUACCCAGUGUUUUUUUUACUGAAUACUAAGUCGACAUCCAUUAUGCAACGUUUUACAUGAAAAUAGACACAUACUCCACGUGUGUUAUGACUUAACCGUAGCGCGAAGUAACAAUUACAAAUGCCUAUAAAAUGUAAUACCGAUGUCAGUCCUUUAAAAGAAAUAUGGACAUAAUCCAUGGCCUUAGAAAUAGUUUUCUUUUCUGACUGUUCUGCAAAUAAUAAAAAUCUCUUCCGGCUUAGGAAAAACCACUGCCUAAAAGAACGUGUCAUUUUAUUUAGGCAAGUAAAUAAUUUCAAUCUUAAGCGUUGUGCGGCGUUAAGCUAAUAGUCCCAAAAAUAAGCCUAAAAUAUAGAAAAGCUACGAGUAUGACGGUUACGUAUGUAAUCUUCGUCACUCUCUGAAUAUAUUUUAUUUCAAAAGAAACUCAAUCAUUGAGACCUAUUGGUUUGUAAUCAUUAUUUUACAAAAAACAAUAAAAUACGCCUUUCAAUUUCAUAAAGUCACGUCAAAACUAAGAAGUAUGUGCAUGUUUGUGUAGUUAUUCUUAAUAAGAACAGAAUUGUAAUCUAAAUUAAUAUUUUGUAAGAUUUACCUAUUUAUUACAUGAUAGGGUAAGUGUAAUACAAUGACAAAGAGAUGUUCUAAGCAUGUCCUACAUUUAAUUGGUUGGUAAGAAAUGUGUAUGUAAUCAAUUAUUUUAUUAAAGAAUGUUAGUAAAA
Messenger RNA from Cydia splendana, 3442 nucleotides. It is a transcript of the gene Mtpbeta, whose product is annotated as trifunctional enzyme subunit beta, mitochondrial. Lineage: Eukaryota; Metazoa; Arthropoda; Insecta; Lepidoptera; Tortricidae. The transcript has 11 exons. Gene Ontology annotation, cellular component: mitochondrion. Gene Ontology annotation, biological process: fatty acid beta-oxidation. Bases 151 to 1572 code for a protein of 473 amino acids. Gene Ontology annotation, molecular function: acyltransferase activity, transferring groups other than amino-acyl groups. The record is from RefSeq and is a predicted model, not a curated record.